Messenger RNA from Trichoderma aggressivum f. europaeum, 813 nucleotides. RefSeq lists its product as uncharacterized. Gene Ontology annotation, biological process: positive regulation of proteolysis; protein polyubiquitination; protein quality control for misfolded or incompletely synthesized proteins. The coding region runs from base 1 to 813 and encodes 270 amino acids. Gene Ontology annotation, molecular function: ubiquitin protein ligase activity; protein-folding chaperone binding. NCBI's taxonomy places the organism in Eukaryota, Fungi, Ascomycota, Sordariomycetes, Hypocreales, Hypocreaceae. Gene Ontology annotation, cellular component: cytoplasm. The transcript is spliced from 3 exons. The record is from RefSeq and is a predicted model, not a curated record.
AUGUCUAAAUCGCUGCAACUCAAGGAAGAAGGCAACCGCCACUUCCAGGCCGGCGACUACAUCGGCGCCGACGGCCUCUACUCCAAAGCCAUCAUCGCCGACGCCAAAAACCCCGCCCUCUACACCAACCGCGCCAUGGCCCGCCUCAAGCUCGGCCACUGGGAAUCCGUCAUCGCCGACUGCCAGACCUGCCUCGCCCUCUCCCCCCAAAACAUGAAGGCCCACUACUACCUCGCCCAGGCCCAGCUCUCCAUCCGCGACUUCGACAGCGCCCUCGACAGCGCCCUCGCCGCGCACAAGCUCUGCGCCGCCACAAACGACAAGUCCCUCGGCGCCGUCACCGCCAUGGUGCUCAGGUGCAAGAAGGACCGCUGGGGGGAUCGCGAGAAGAAGCGGCUGCGGCUGGAGCGCGAGGUGGAGGAGAGAAUGCUCGCCUUGCUGAGGAGGGAUCGCGAUGAGAUGCUCGUGGCGGAGGACAGCGAGAUUGAGCGCGGCAUGAUUGAGGAGGAGGCCAACGAAAAGAUUGCGACGCUGAGCAGUGUUUUUGAAGCGUCUAGAUCGCAGAACCAGAAGAAGCGCGAGGUUCCCGACUGGGCUAUUGACGACAUCAGCUUCGACAUCAUGGUCGACCCCGUCAUUACAAAAACAGGCAAAUCCUACGAACGCGCCACCAUCAUGGAGCAUCUCCGCCGCCACCCCUCCGACCCCCUCACCCGCGAGCCUCUCUCCGCCGCCGACCUGCGGCCCAACCUCGCCCUGCGACAGGCGUGCGAGGAGUUUCUGGAGCAGAAUGGCUGGGCCGUCGAUUGGUAG